AUGGAAAGAGAAGUGUUGAAGAAAUCUGCAGCGCACUUUGUUUUUGUUCAUGGGAUUGGAGGAGGUGCUUGGUGUUGGUACAAAAUUAAGUGCCUCAUGGAGAAUUCGGGUUAUCGGUAUAAUAACCCUCUCAUUCACUUCCUCUCUUCCUUACCUCACAAUCACCAGGUUAUAUUGGUGGGGCAUAGUGCAGGGGGACUAAGUUUAACUCAAGCUAUUCACAAAUUUGGUCCCAACAAAAUUAAGCUUGCUGUCUUUGUUGCUGCAACUAUGUUCAAAUCAGGGGUUGUCUACAGGAAUUAA
This is a messenger RNA of Striga asiatica, 303 nucleotides long. The record is from the annotation of a GenBank genome assembly. NCBI's taxonomy places the organism in Eukaryota, Viridiplantae, Streptophyta, Magnoliopsida, Lamiales, Orobanchaceae.